Messenger RNA from Cololabis saira (Pacific saury), 1138 nucleotides. Its product is annotated as protein POLR1D-like. Lineage: Eukaryota; Metazoa; Chordata; Actinopteri; Beloniformes; Belonidae. The coding region runs from base 84 to 527 and encodes 147 amino acids. The transcript is spliced from 3 exons. The record is from RefSeq and is a predicted model, not a curated record.
CCUCGCUCAGAGGUAAACAACAGCUCAUUAAAAUACAGACAUCGAUUUAAACUUUAAUUUGCAGCUCAUAAAGUCAAGGCGUGAUGGCAGAAGAUGAUGAAUUGGAAAAGCGCGCUGUAGAGGAGCUGCUGAGGGAGACGGACCGAGCUCGGCUGAGAGCAGAGACCAUGGGCCCUGCAGGAUGGUUGAAAUGUCCCUUACGGAGCACCAACAAGCGCUUCCUCCUCAACACCCUUCGCUCCACUGGCCUGGAGCGCCGCACUGAUGAACCCAGACCUGGACGCUCCAGUACAAGAGGGCGUCUGAGAGACGAGUCUCCGGACAGACGCUGCGACCGCAGCAGAACCCCUCCAUCCGAUCACAGGAGUAGUGGAGGCCAAACAGAUCAUAAACAUCACAGCCGCAUAAGCCAAGAUAAGAGGGUGGACAAAGAUAAAGACGGACGCUACAGACACAGAGACGACAGAGAAAGGAGACAUCUCGAUGGACAGAACCGAGACAAAGACUGUAGACCACAGACUUCUUGAAUGACCCAGGUCUGUUUGGGGAGGAGCACUGUUUCUCCCAGAGACCGGCCCCUGUCCCAGGAGAAGAGAGGUGGACUUGAAACUGAUCUCUGAUCAGCUAGCACCUCUUACAGAGCUCAGAGAGCCAGUGCUGAUCACUCUGUGGUGUAGACAGGGCCAAAUAACUUAUACCUGAUUUAAAAAAAAAAGAAACUACAAAAAACCCCACCUGAACAUAUCCUCACUAUCUUGCCUAUUAAGUAAUUAACUAAAAAUUUGAGACUCCCAAAAUAAUAUACAUUUAAUGUCAUUCUGGGUGUUGUGGUUGUUUUUUUUUUUCAACUUUAAUUUGACCAAAAAAAAUACAAGAUGGCUCUUUUUUUUUAAUCAAAUUUUUUCUGUAUUUUUUUUCCCUAACUUGAUUCAAGAUAGGUGGAAUUUUGUUUAGGAAGGUCAGAUCUCAUUCACUAUAUCAACCAUUCUUUUACCAUUAUUCACUCGUGUUUACAUAAGCGCAGUUGUUUGCCACAAGGUAAGCUCCUUUUAUCACAUGCCAACUUUUUUGACACGUGUACACCAUCAGAAACUGUUUUGUAUGUUACAAAAGAAAGAAAAAACUUGCUUUCCUGAUA